Gaeumannomyces tritici R3-111a-1 is the source of this 1341-nucleotide messenger RNA. RefSeq names its product glyoxalase. Gene Ontology annotation, cellular component: mitochondrion. NCBI's taxonomy places the organism in Eukaryota, Fungi, Ascomycota, Sordariomycetes, Magnaporthales, Magnaporthaceae. The transcript is spliced from 4 exons. Bases 282 to 1265 code for a protein of 327 amino acids. The record is from RefSeq and is a predicted model, not a curated record. Gene Ontology annotation, molecular function: methylmalonyl-CoA epimerase activity. Gene Ontology annotation, biological process: L-methylmalonyl-CoA metabolic process.
GCUUUAUAAUCCCUGACAAUGCGCUCUUGGGGGCAGUCGAAGCCGAGCUCGGUAAAAAAAAAAGAUCGUGGACGCUUUAGCUUGGAGAAUUACUCUCAGAGAUAGAUAUAUCUUGAUCCCCGGAGCAGACCCGGUCGUCAAAAGGGACCUCCUUCGUAAUCCGGCCCCGGAAUUUGUGUAGAAUCCAACAUCAACCACAACACUUUGACUCUACCAUCCAUCCAGACUGUGCCCCUUGGACCCACCAACGUCAUCACUACCACCCCUACUUCCUAUCCAACAUGGCUGCCGCCUCGGUGCACAACGAUCUCAAAAAGAUCAAGCUCACCCACCUCGCCCACGUCUACUACCGCUUCAAGGACCUGGCCCCGAUCCGGGCCUUCUACGAAGACUUUGGCUUCUACGAGGUCAAGCGCGUGGGCGACAAGACGUACUACCGCGGCUACGGCGCCGAGCCCUUUGUCAUCUGCGCCGAGCCCGCCGACGCGGACGAGUUCGGCGGCGCCGCCUUCGGCGUCGAGUCCGAGGAGGACCUGGUGCACGCGUCGCUGUCCCUGCCCGCCGAGUGCAGGGCCACAAAGGUCUACGAUCUGACCGACGCCCCCGGCGGCGGCAAGGGCGUCACCUUUUACGACCCCGUCGACGGCUUUCCCUUCCACCUGGUGUACGGCCAGGAAAAGGUCCCGCUCAUGGACCCCAGCUUCCCCGACCAGAAGAUCAACUUUCCCCUUGAGAAGACACGCGACGUCAACACGUUCCAGCGCUUCAAGAAGCGGCCAGCACCGGUGCACAAGCUGGGCCACUUUGGCAUGUGCGUGACCAACUUUGCCAAGUGCUACGAGUUCUACUCGACCCGCUUCAACCUUUUUGCCAGCGAGCUUUCCUACAACGACAAGGAAGAAGACAUCACCGUCUUCUUCAGGCUCGACAGGGGCACGGAAAAGGUCGACCACCACUGCUUCUUCUUCUUCGAGGGGCCCAAGAUGCACGUGCACCACUCGUCCUUUGAGACGCACGACUUUGACACCCAGGUCCUCGGCCACGACUGGCUGCGCGAGAAGGGCUACGAGAACUGCUGGGGCGUCGGCCGCCACAUUAUGGGCAGCCAGAUCUUUGACUACUGGUUCGACCCGGCCAAGUUCAUUAUGGAGCACUACGUCGAUGGCGACCUGCUGGACAUGUCGGAACCGACGCACCGCGGCCGCGCCGGGCCCGACACGCUGUAUGUCUGGGGCCCUGAGGUGCCCGCGACUUUCUUGGCGUAGGGGAUGGAGGGUUUUUUUCUCCAUGCUGCCUACCUCUGUUCAUGUAGCGAAUAUUAUCAAAGUUGGAUUUCGCGAC